This is a messenger RNA of Sycon ciliatum, 1138 nucleotides long. RefSeq lists its product as uncharacterized. The coding region runs from base 65 to 1138 and encodes 357 amino acids. The transcript is spliced from 7 exons. Lineage: Eukaryota; Metazoa; Porifera; Calcarea; Leucosolenida; Sycettidae. The record is from RefSeq and is a predicted model, not a curated record.
GAGACAAAUUUAACGAGCUUGAAACCUGCAACCGGGAACGACGUUGGAUAACCUCACAUUCAACAUGCCCUAUGAAAACAACUUGCCUGCACUUGAAUCAAUCCUACCAUAUGCCGUCGUAAUCCUUUUUUGCGUAGUUGUCUUGAUCGCAACCAUUUUCUUCUACACUGAAAUACAAAAUAACCACCAAAAACGAAUCGCCGCUAGCAGUGAUGACAAGGAUUGUGGCAAACAGCCACGGUCCCCACAAAAAGCCGCUGACCCCAGGCCUCCAACGCCGGAUGAUGGCGACGGAUCACCAAAGAAAGAAGAGCACUCCCCUGUAGCUCCUGUCCAUGUUGAAACGGAUGAGGAGGAGAAGGAGGACGUAUUUUUUGGAACAUCCAUUGCGAACAACAUGCCGAUAAAGCUGAUUUACAGUAUUAUGGAUGAUGAGAAACGCAAGUACAGACAUACCGUUCGAAUGGUGGAGCGCGGCCGUGUCGAGGAGAAGCAAGACAGAGUGACCAUCCAUUAUGAGGAUAUCAUUGUCGAGCAAAUUCCGUACUCACAUAUUAUGAGGGUCACAUACUUCGAAGACCAUGUAUCCGUGGUUGUAAAGCUCGACGGCAUGGACCAUAUCGUUGUGAAGUUUUAUGGACGGAAGGAUCAGAUGGAUUUGAUGUACGAAGCUCUGAAGCCUCACAUAACUGUCCCGCCAGAGGGCUGCCCCAGCGCUAGGGCGCGUGCUGCGAAUCGCUCACCAAGCCCCUCCAGCCGCACCCUGAACCGCGUCGUUUCACGCCGACCGGGUAGAAUCGACUUGAGCCAGGUAAAAGCCGCGGUCGCAGCCGCGACCCGCCCCGAUCGAGAGUUGAGCUCGAUAGCAUGCGCAGCCUCCCCGGAACGCACCACCAGUGGGGUAAUCACCUUGGCAGAUUACGAGGACGCAGAGCCCUACGCAACAGAGCCAUACCCAGUAGGGUCCAAAGACGAAGGGACCGAGGACGAAUCGAGGCAAGACGAAGGAGCAGCAGGGGGCGCGGCCGCAGCCGCAGCAGCAAAUCCAGCCCCAGGCUUCGAGAACGUAAACCCGGCUCUUCUGAAUGACCCGCAAUGGUUAGCUGCCCUUCAAGCUACCGGUUAUUUUGACAAGUAG